AUGAACAAGCUGCCACCAGAACUCUAUCUUGAGAUCGCGUCCAUAUUUGAGACAGCAGUACCAUACGACCCUCCCCGCUCAGCAUACCCACCAACACGAACAAGUUAUUAUAAACUCAUCCAACAGUGGUUUAACAAGAAGCCGAGACCCGACGUGAAGAACCUGCGCAACCUCCGCCUGGUUUCGAAGGCUUUCAAUGCUGCUGCCACAGUGGUACUGUUUCGCUCUACCAGCGCGAGGUGGUGGCUCGGCGCUGCUUGUCUAAGGGGCCAACUGAACGCGUCAAUCCAGAACUCAAUCCUGUCUCCUGCGAGUCCUCUCCCAAAUAAGAUCAAGUAUCUCGACAUUGAUUUUCGCCAUACCGGUUUGAGGUUGCUUGAUUACCCGCCGACGAAUCCUCGAUCCCCAGCUCAUGCAGAAUCGAGGGAGCUCAUCUACCAGCUUUCAAACGUAUUGUCCUCGAUUCCUGACUUGAGGUCCUUGAGUAUCUCAACAGGGACGUGGACCAGCCACAUGGAGCCCGUAUUCUACGACAGUGACGACGACGUGGACAUUCCUGCGGAGCCUUACGCCGAAGACGUGGACAUACUCGCAGUUUCAGCUUUGAUGGGACAAAUAUCCUUAGCUUUCAGUGCAAUGACAUAUCCCCACUUGACAGAGCUGUGGUUGUCUCUUCCAUGCACGCAUGACUUCUCAAUGUUGGGAAAGUCUUUACCAUUAUUCGAGCAACUGAAAUCCCUAUUCCUCUUAGUAGCGGAUGAAACGGGACCGGGAGGCUCGCUGCCGGUCACCGGAGAGCCAAGCCGAUUCAGCGAUGAGGAUGAUGACAUGCCUUCAUCAAAUCUUCAACAACAAUAUCCGAACAAGGAUUAUGCCGCGGCCAUGUUUGAAGUUGUAUCUCGCUGCACAAAUUUAGAGAUAUUGGGACUGAAAUGUACUCACAAACUGGACGACGAUCUCUUGUCAUUGAACACUUCACGACUUCGGUGUCUUUCGCUUCAUCGUAUGACCAUUAGCGCUUCCAAGCUCAUUGAGCUACUUCCGCCCUCGACUAUAGCCAGACUCUGGUUUGAAAGUAUUGAACUCACGUCGGGCACGUGGGCCGAUGUCUUCGGCCAUCUUCAGAACUGCGAGAAAGUCGAGUACAUCAAUCCCUCCAACUGUUCAUAUACUAGGGAUGGCUCAUCCUCCCAUUUGAUACUUUGGGCAAGAGGACCGUGGAAGGAUUCAGAGAAUGUCUGGAGUACCCAUCGCCCAGAUCAAAGCUCCCUGGUGGGCCUAGUUGAAGGGAUUAUCGACAAGUGGGGAGGCAGAGAGAACUAUCCCAGCCUAGACAUGGAGCAGAGCAUGUUGCCGUCGGAAUCUACAGACAGCUCUGAGGACAGCGAGGACAGCGAGGACAGCGAGGAAAGCGAGGAUAGCGAUGAUAGCGAUGAUAGCGAGGAUAGUGAGAAUAGUGAGGACAGUGAGGACAGUGAGGAUAGCGAUGAUAGCGAGGACAGCGAGGAUAGCGAGAAUAGUAAGGAUAGUGAGGACAGCGAGUAGAGUGGCGAGAGUUCGUG
Messenger RNA from Mollisia scopiformis, 1562 nucleotides. RefSeq lists its product as uncharacterized. Bases 1 to 1545 code for a protein of 514 amino acids. The record is from RefSeq and is a predicted model, not a curated record. Lineage: Eukaryota; Fungi; Ascomycota; Leotiomycetes; Helotiales; Mollisiaceae. The transcript is spliced from 2 exons.